CUGUAAUAGAAUGUUGUGAUCAAUUGUAAUAAAUUCAGCACUAAGAUCAAACAGGACAAGGACAGAGACCAGACCAUUGUCUGAAACUAAGAGAAGAUCAUUAGUGACUCUAACCAGAGCUGUUUCUGUGCUAUGAUGUUUUCUAAAUCCUGACUGAAAAUCUUCAGACAGGGUAUUCCUACUCAGGUGAUCAGAUAAUUGUUUAACUACGAUUUUUUCAAGAAUCCUAGAGAUAAAUGCUAAAUUUGAAAUUUGCCUAUAGUUGGCUAGUUCUCUAGGGUCCAGAGUAGGUUUUUUCAAUAAAGGUUUGACCGCAGCCACAUUAAAAGCCUGUGGUGCAUAGCCUAGUUGUAAAGAUUGGUUGGUUUGAUUUAAUAUGGACGAGCUGAUUAAAGGCAAAACUUCUUUAAGUAAUCUGGUUGGGACUCAGUCUAAAAGACGUGGACAACUUGAAAGAGUUGAUUAUUGAGGUCAAUGCCUUAUGAGUUAUGGGGAAGAAGCUGUCUAGGUAAGACAGAGUACUUCGUAAAUUUAAAGUUGAAGGAUCUAGAGAGUGAUUUCUAUCAUUUGGAGGAACUCACUGCUGAAUGUUCUCUCUAAUGGUGAAAAUUUUAUUAGUAAAGUAGUUCAAUUCAAUUCAAUUCAAUUUUAUUUAUAUAGCGCCAAAUCACAACAAAGUUAUCUCAAGGACCUUACAAAGUAAGGUUUAAGACCUCACACAACUAAACCCAACAGAUACCACAUACAGCAAGCAUUUAAUUUGACAGCAACAGUGGAGAGGAAAAACUCCCUCUCUAACGAGGAAGAAACCUCCAGCAGAACCAGGCUGGAUGUGGGAGGCCAUCUGAAUAGACCGGUUGGGGUGAGGGGAUAGAAAGAGAGAAAAUAAAGUAAUUGCUGCUGAGAUUUAAGGGUAUAGUACGCUCAACACAACUAUGACUUAGUCUACAGCUACAGUGCUGAAAAAGAAACCUGGGGUUGUUUUUGUUUUAAGAUAAGAUGAGAUAAGAUAAGAUAAGAUAAGAUAAGAUAAGAUAAGAUAAGAUAAGAUAAGAUAAGAUAGUCCAUUCUUUGUCUCACAAUAGGAAAAUUUCCAUUUUGCAGCACGUUUCCUCAAUUAGGGAGGAAUAAUAUGUUUUUCUAGCAGCACAAAGUGCUUUUAUAUAUAUUAUUACACUGUCUUUCCAUGCAAUGCAGUUUACAUUUAUUUUGUUGGAACGUCACUGCCUUUUUAGUAGCUGCGGAUCUCUGAGUUAUACCAUGGCGCUAACCUCCUCUGAUUUACUGCCGCCUUCUUCAGUGGAGCCACUGUGUCUAACAUUAAACACAGAGAAGCUGCAGCAUCAUCUACAAGACAAUCAACCUGUUCAUAAGGAUUAAGGUGACUGUUCUCCUUUGUGUACCUACAUGACAAUGAGGCAAAAGGUGAUGGAAUCAUCUGCUUGAAUUUGGCAACAGCAUUCAUCUUCUAUAGCAAAAUUUCUUCAAGUCCUCUGUACUCUGCAUCAGGCGGUCCAUGUUGUGUCUGAAUUCGUUUUUAUUAACAUUCCUCAGACCAACAUUUUCCAACAUUAAUGGGUUUUCACUUUGUAGACUUAGCUACCACUUUUGUUAGCUGGCCUUGCUUUUGUUUAUACUUCUCCCAUGCACUACAUGUAGUCUGCCGAAGUCCCACUCUGCUGUUUGUUUAGGUGGGUCAUUUGCUACCAUCAACGAUGUGUAUUGCGUUUAAGUGAUAUAUCAGAUUCAAAGUACUACAGUGAUUCAGCUGAUUCAGAUUCAGCUUUGCCAUGAAUAAAUUGUUUCCUUAUAUUCAGCCAAAUGGAAGAGAUUUAAAUUGAUAAUGUCCAUGUAAGACAUCUUUAUUGUAUUCGGUUCCAGUCCAGUGAGUGCUGGAGCAGUCUUAGGCCCCAUCCCCAAAGGCUCUGAUUGGUUGAGAAGCGUGUCUCAGGCUAGUACUGAUCAACAGCCCGCGCCUCCUGUGACUCUUCUUUUGUCUGUAUGAGUACUCAGACCCAGUAAGCAACGGACCUUUCAAAUAUUAAUAAUGAAAGUUUACCAACUCCUUUAACACUCCUAUUCUGGUGGCUCAGUGGGUACAGUUUUAGUCUGGAAAGGUUCCAUCAAUUUUAUGGAGAUAUUUCACGUAACCAAUAGUUAACAUUAAUAUGAAAUUCCUCUUUACUUGUAAAUCAGGUACCUGAACAAAAACAUACGAUUUAUGUGUAAAAUUGCAUUAACUUCAUGCAAUCCUUUAUUUUUAAAUUAUGUUGUUUGAUGGCAUAAUUCUAACCUGACUUGAAAGACUUUAGAAAUAUUUCACCUCUUACCUGGUAUUUAUGUGAUAAAAUUAUAUGAAAAAUGUACAUGUAACUAAAAUAAAAUAAUAAAAAGUCUAAGUUUUAAGCAUGAUCACUUUUUAGACUGUAUACUGACCAACCUCUUUCAUAGAUUUCAGGUAAAAGCUAUUUGAUAUUUUUACAUACAGUAUAUGUUUGAGCAUAUUUGCUCGAAUUAAGUAUUCUGUUGGCAAGAUCCAAGGUGUUCAGCUGGAGCUUUAUCAAGUAUUUGUAAGUAAGUUACAGGCAAACUUUCAUCUUUGAAGAUAAUGCCUUCUAUGAGGAAGCUGAUGUGCGUGAUCAUUCAUCAGAGGUUACCUGUCAUUAACCAAUUGAAUUAAUGUAAAAGGUUUAAUGCAUUUACGUUUGUUGAAUUGUUCCCUAACAAUAAAACAGGGGUUGUGGAUAAGUGAACAUUAUCGUCAUUAUCAUUUUAAUUCAUUAAUUAAUUUGGUUUUUGCUAUUGGCACAGUCUGCUUUAUUGUGAUCCACUGCAGGAACAUUUGUUAUGCAGCUCAAUGGAAAAGAUGAUGACCAAGCUGGCACAAUUAAUGCAGCAAUUUCCUACAGUAUUAUCAGUCAGGAACCCAAAGGCACAGGACAAAUGUUUACUAUAGAUAACAAUACAGGCAAACUUUAUGUUAAAGAGCCGACAUUGGACAGAGAGACACAUGAUUUCUACAAACUGGUUAUAAAAGGGACUGAUAUGGGGGGGGCAGCAGAUGGGCUAACAGGAACAGGAACUGUGGAGAUCCGGGUAUUAGAUAUCAAUGACAAUAUCCCCACUCUUGAAAAAUCUGAGUACUCUGGGUCAGUGGAUGAAAAUGUUGCUGAUGUGGUUGUGAUGAGAAUUAAAGCUCUGGACAGAGACCUCGAACACACAGACAACUGGCUGACUGUCUUCACAAUUGCCAAAGGAAAUGAGGAUAAGCUCUUCUCCAUUGAGACAGACAAAAAAACCAACGAGGGAAUCUUGAAAUUGAUCAAGCCCGUAGAUUUUGAGGAGGUUCAAAACCUUGAGCUUGGCUUGCUCAUAGAGAAUGUUGCACCUUUUGUGGAGGGUGGUGCUAUUUUGAUGGAUGUGGAUGUUCAGGUUGGAGAGGGUGGUCCUAUGGCUGUUGGAACUGGGGCUGGGGCUGGGGCUGGGGCUGGGGUUGGUGCUGGGGCUGGAGCUGGAGCUGGUGUUGGAGCUGGUCUAGGUGCAGGGGUAGACCAGGGAGUAGAUGCAGAAGUGGAUGCAGGUGUGAAUAUGGGCUUAGACUUGGGCCUAGAUGCAGACCUAGAAGGGGGUUUGGAUGUAGGACUUAAGCCAGAGGUAGGACUUGGGCCUGGAAUUGGAGUUAAACCUGGAUUGGGGCCUGGAGUCGGUGUUGGACUUAAACCAGGCAUCAAACCAGAUGCCGGAAAACCAAAGACAGAUACACCAGCCAAAAGCUAUCCCAUUAAGAUAGCAGUCAACAAUGUGCCAGAGGGUCCCAAAUUCCUACCUGAGACAAAGAAUGUUCCUGUAUCAGAAGAUCCAAAUGAAGCUCCAAAAGAUGGUGUGAUCACAGUAUUUGCUGCUGUUGACCCAGACACUGGAAAACCAGCUGAGGAUGUCAGUUAUGCCAAAGCCUAUGAUCCUGACAACUGGUUUAUCAUUGAUGAAGAGACCGCUGAGAUUAAACUUAACAAAGUGCCAGACAGAGAGUCACCAUUCUUGGUGAAUGGUACUUACAUCGCAAAAGUUCUGGCAAUAACAAAAGAUAUGCCAUCAAAGACAGCCACAGGAACAAUUGCCAUUCAAGUAACUGACUCCAAUGACCACUGUCCAACGCUUACCACUACUCACAGCAGCUUAUGUUCUAAUGAAAAAAUAGUUUAUAUCACAGGCUUUGAUGAAGAUGUUAGUCCUAAUGCUGCUCCAUUCACAUUCAAAAUAAUACCUGAAGGUACUCGAGGCACCUGGGAAGUAGAAGGCAUCAAUGAAACAAGUGCCGCUCUUCAUUCUCAGGAGGCAUUAUGGCCAGGAUUAUAUGAGCUGCAAGUAAAAGUGUUUGACGCUCAGGGUCUCUCUUGCGAGGCCAAUGACAUUUUUAGAGUGGAUGUUUGCACCUGUGUCAAAACAGAGCACUGCAAUGUACGGGCAGCCAAACUAGGAACAACUUCAUCUGAGCUCUCUGCUCCAGCCAUUGGUCUGCUGCUAGUAGUAGGAUGCAUAAUAUUGUUCAUUCCUUUUCUACUGCUGUUCUGUCAAUGUGGAGGAGCAGACAACAUCUUUCCUGAUCAAUUUAAUGACUUACCAUUUGAAGCCAAAGAACAUCUCAUGUCUUAUCACACUGAAGGCAAAGGUGAAGACAAGGUUCUGCCACUCCAAAGUGUGCCUGUUAUGUUGGGCAUGCAAAGCAAAGCUGAUUCAGCAGAUGCACAGAAUUUUAGCAACAUUUCAUCAAGAAUCACAGAAGCACUUCAGAUAAACACCUGCUAUAAUAACAGUUUACCAAAAUAUCAGGAAAACGGACAUAAUUUGUUGGAAGUUGACAAUGCUUAUGAAUUUUCAAGGGAAGUAGUCAACCAUAGCCAUGGAACUGCUACAUUUGGCAGACAAAGAUCUGGCAUCCAAAACACAACAGCUAUGUAUGAUAUAGCCCUACCUGAUACAUUCCUUGGUGAUUAUUAUUCACAGAAAACAGCAUGUGCUGUGCCAGUGAAGGAUUCGAUUUUGGAAUUUGAUUUCGAAGGACAGGACUCAUCUGCUGGAUCAGUGGGCUGCUGCAGUCUCCUAGAUUCUGACAACGAUCUGCAGUUCCUCAAUGACCUGGGACUAAAAUUUAAAACUCUGACUGAAAUUUGCGCCCCUCCUCUCCCAAAAGCAUUACAGACAAGCAGUGUUGCCAAUACCACUGACAUUGUUGAACCAAUUGUAAGGUCCAAAUCUGAGCAAAUUGUUGAAACUAGUAAUACCAGUGUACAGAAAGGGGGAAUUAUGUCAUCUAAAAGUUCCAAAUUGUCUGUCAGUACUGUAACCAAUACCUCACCAUCCAUAACACUUCCUCAUUCUAAGACUGCUAACCAUCACUCCGAUUCUUGCCAUCAUCAGAGUCUUAUGCUACAGCAGCCAGUUUACUACACCACUAACACCGUGCCACAGCCAUUGCACUAUAUUGUUCAACCACAAAUACCAAACGCAAUUAUUCUAGCAGAAGGGACUCAUAAAGCAAAUAUUCCUGGUUUGUAUGUAGUCAGUGAAUCCCAGACUCGUUCCGGUCUUGUAAUCAAUGGACCUCAAGUCUCGCCUUCUGGUAUAAAUACUCAGGGCACUGACAGCCCCAAAAUCCCAAUGCAGCCUUCUAGCCCCACAAGUCUAUUAAGUCCUACCCUGGUCUUACCUGGUAGUCAAGGUUUAUUCAAGGGCUCAUUUCCUAUGGAUGGUUGGAACAUCAUAGGAACAAACCCUGAUGGUAAUUAUAUAGUAAUUAAAAAGAAAAACUUUUUAGUUGAGGCAGAGAAUGUGGACCCGGGUUCAUCUCAGGGCACUUUGCCCAGGGGUGCUACCUCAGUGAAAGAGGCUGUUCCCCCUCAGGGGGUUUUAUGUCCAGCAGCCCAGGAAACUGUGUAUAACAAUGCUGAAAGGGACAGAGGGAGUGGGAGGCAACAACAAAUUAGGGAUGGGCACGCAGGGCAUACAGGUUCAGGGUUAGCAUCGGUUUUCAAAUCUAAUGUUGAGCAUCUGAAUUUCGGAAUUGAACACAUGCUAGCAGGAAUUUUAACAGCUGCAAUGUGUACAUUAGUUUUUAGGGGGGUCAAUGUAAACCAUUUUCAGGGAAUUCCAUCUUUACAACAUACAAGUGAUGUUCCAAUAACAUGUAAGUCAAGCUCCUAAAAGCAAAAAAGGCCCAUACUGUAAUAAAUACUACUAAAGCUAAUGAAAAUACUCAAUUUAUCAGCCUUUAAAAGAAAAAGCUUUGAUGAGAAAAGCAAAGCUGAUGCAGUUCAUUGUCUAAUGGUAAGGGAAACAGAAAAAGAUUUUGUGCAAAUAGAUAUUGUAGUCAUCUUCAAAUCAAAACAAGAGAUACCAUUAGAUAAAGUUAAUAAGGUUGUCCAUUUUGUAUAUGACAAUGACACUAUGCAAGCAUCACAAAGGUCUUAGACAUAGUGGUUGAGAAACCAGGCAACAGAAUAGAUAAAAUUCUGUCUGAUUAAAUUAGUAAAACCCCUCAUUGAAAAAAAAAUUCAGAUGUGAAAAAUCUAAUGAUCCACAUGAGACAGCUAAAGAAAAGCAGGAAAGUUGUUUGUUUUUUUUCUAAAGAUUUUUCUAAUGAGGUUAAAGCUAUAGUUACUUGAAUGUCCUUCUCAGAUUUCCUAUCUGGAUCAGACUUUAUUUGUAAAAUUAACACCUAAACAAUAAAAAUAAAAUCUUUUCUUAAGGAGGGGAAGACAAUCAAGACUAUCUCAAUACUUCAUCAAACACAAAAGAGGUGUAGACAAAGAGGUAGCAAUAACUUUAAAUUAACUAAGAAGAAAAUGGUUCAUAACUGUAGGCAAUACUCAACCAAACUCGUUGAAGAUUUCUCUACAGAUUUAGAAAAAUUAAAAAUGACUCAAAUUAAACUAAAAUCCAAUGUGGAAAGCCUAAGUAGCAUUGACUUUCUUUCUACUGAGGAGUAGCAGGGACUAAUUGAAAGCUCCCACUCGGAGCAGGAAGAAAGCAGCACACUAAUCCCUUAAAUAUUAAAAGUACUUGGGCCUGGUUACUUAAAGCUUGUAGCUGGACAAACUAACAAUGUGGGAGAAGUGACCAAAGUGCACAACCCACAAAAGACAUACAAAAUAUAAGUGAUUUAAUUAAGAAAACAAAUUAUGGAAUACAAACAAGGUAGACUUAGGAACACAAUCUAGGAAGUAUAAGGCUACACAAACCAUCUUAAAUUCAAUUGCUUAGCAGGGCAAAUCUCAAACACAAAUGCUGAACACAAAAUCACUGCUAUGCAGGAAAAAAAAACUACUAAUAAAAAACAACAACAUGAAAAUACAAACCCAGGUUUGUAUAUUCUAUAUGAACAAACCUGGCACACAAGCUUGGAAAAGACAAUGUAAUAGUAUAAUGAAUGUGUAACUAUGACAAUGAACCAACAGAGAGUAAAAGAACACUAAGACUUUAAAUAGAAGACAAUACCAGUGGAACUAACACUGAUUAGACACCACGAUACAGAUGAAAAUACAUUUUCAGAAAAAAAAACUAUACUCCAACUCUAGACAUAACUGCUAUGUAGACACUGCAUUUACAUUCAACUCGUAUCACUUAUCUCAUUUAACUGUCGGAUUCUAUCUGUAAUUCACUGUUUGUCUGGGUUUUUUUUGGCAUCUGAGGUAGAAGAGGCCCAGCUGUGGAGUGUUGCUUAAUUUUAGGUAUGUUUGUGUUAGAGGCAUCCCUUCAUACUAAAAUUUUUGAAUGUAUUCAUUUAUGCCGGCAUGUGGGUACAUUUUUUUAAGUAGAUGAGUGGUUUAUACAGUUGUUGGGGGAUAUAAAGGCUUACUAAAAAACAAAUCAUCAAUGCUUUUAGUAUACUAUUGUACUUGUUGCAUAUUAUCCUUUAACUUGUCAAGUCAAAAUUCAUUUUGAUGCCUAUUAUAUGUUGUGUUGUUUGUUGUUUACUAAAGUUUACUGUUAUACUAAAGCUCAAUUUUAUCAGGUAUAGUUCCAAUUGUCCUCACCAUAUUUGGACUAAUAGGAGUAUACUUAACAAUUUUUAGGGCUAUACUUAUACAUAGAUAUUUUUUUUUGCUAUACUAAUUGAAAUAAACACUAACAAACUAUGUAUUUAAAUAAAUAACCUGCUGUUAGUUUAAAAGUAAUGCUACUAAUUCACUUAGUUACAGCUUGUUGCGCAGAUAGUUUUUUGAUUAUAAGCACAUGAAAAUUUAAUUUAAAGCUUGCUUGUUUAUUUUAGAUUUUAAAAAUAUAUAUUAUUAGCACACUUGCAUACUCUGCUUUUAUAAGGGCUGCUUGUAUUGAGCCAAAUCGGGGCCAUAAGUCUUGACUAAGUAAAACAUCAUUUUUACAAAUAUCGUAAUUCACACACUAUAGAGCGCACCUGAGUUUAAGCUAGAUUUUAAUUAAAAAACUUUUUUUUUCAUAUAUUGGCCACACCAGUUUUUAAGUUUUUUUUGCUGUAACUUUUAAUUACGUAAAUACUGCAAAGUUUGUUUAUGGUACAGCGCCUGUAACAUGGCUGGUUAAAAAAAAAAAAAGUACAGCAGUAUACCACAAAAGUAAUUGACCAAUAUCUACUGCUGCCUUCUGCGCAUAAAACCACUAAAGUCAUCGUCUUUAGUAUGAAAAUAAACACACUUACUAUCUUU
Betta splendens (Siamese fighting fish) is the source of this 8681-nucleotide messenger RNA. RefSeq names its product desmoglein-2-like protein. The transcript has 10 exons. The record is from RefSeq and is a predicted model, not a curated record. Gene Ontology annotation, cellular component: desmosome; plasma membrane. The coding region runs from base 2848 to 6201 and encodes 1117 amino acids. NCBI's taxonomy places the organism in Eukaryota, Metazoa, Chordata, Actinopteri, Anabantiformes, Osphronemidae. Gene Ontology annotation, biological process: homophilic cell-cell adhesion. Gene Ontology annotation, molecular function: calcium ion binding.